Messenger RNA from Contarinia nasturtii (swede midge), 1081 nucleotides. It is a transcript of the gene elm, whose product is annotated as calcineurin B homologous protein 1. The record is from RefSeq and is a predicted model, not a curated record. The coding region runs from base 142 to 711 and encodes 189 amino acids. The transcript has 3 exons. Gene Ontology annotation, molecular function: calcium ion binding. NCBI's taxonomy places the organism in Eukaryota, Metazoa, Arthropoda, Insecta, Diptera, Cecidomyiidae.
AACAAGCUGUCAAUGACGUUCAGUUUUAUUGUUAUUGAGAGAGUCAGUAAAUGAUCCAGUACUCGUAUAUAACACGAAAAAAAAUUGAAAACUUUUAUUUAGAGUGAAUAUAUCGUGAACCUUUUCAUUUUUCAUACAAUAAUGGGAAAUAAAUCGUCACUUCUUUUGCGCCCAGAGGAAAUUGCCCAAAUCCAAGAAGAAACCGGAUUUACACCAAAUCAGAUUGAGCGAUUAUAUUCGCGUUUCACAUCGUUAGACAGAACUGACUGUGGAACUUUAUCGCGAGAAGAUUUCUUAAGAAUUCCGGAGUUGGCCAUUAAUCCAUUAUGCGAUAGAAUAGUGCAUGCAUUUUUUGCAGACAGUACUGAUGAUCGCGUAAAUUUCAGACAAUUCAUGCAAGUAUUGGCCCACUUUCGACCUAUAAAAAAGAGUUCGGCCAACAAAUUGAACAGUCGUGAAGAAAAAUUGAAAUUUGCAUUCAAAAUGUACGACUUGGAUGAUGAUGAAUCUAUAUCCAGAACUGAACUACUAAACAUAUUGCAUAUGAUGGUAGGCGCAAAUAUCAGUCAAGAUCAGCUAAUGAGCAUUGCAGAGAGGACAAUAAUGGAAGCAGAUCAAUGUGGAACCGGGAAAAUUUCCUUUGAUGACUUCUGCAAGGCUCUAGAACGAUGUGAUGUUGAACAAAAAAUGUCUAUUCGAUUUUUGAAUUAAAUUCAUAUAAAUUUGUAAUUUGCGAAGUAAAUUUCAUUUGAAGUUUGAUGCAGAGACUAUUUUAAGCUGCAGUUAGUAUCUUUAUCUGCUGUUCUUAAUAAAAAAAUGCAGUCGUAAAUUUUGUAAAAUUAUUAAAAUUUUAAAAAGUUCUGGGACAGUUUUAGUGGCAAUGUCCUCUAUUUCGAGCUCAACAAUCAUUUGCUUCAUAUGUAAUAUAAUAAAAAACCAAUAUUGAAAAAAUGUCCUUGAAAAAAAUUAUGUCAUGUCCUCGAUUUUUUCUGUUCUGCAGUGUAACAUUUUCUUAAAAUAGUCUCUGGUUUGAUGAUUGGUUAUGGUUGAAUGAUUUAAAUAAAGUGGUUUAAAAAUGGUA